AGAGGCAGAGAGCCAAAAGAGAGAGAGAUGGGGUGCAAGAUCACAAUUUUCAUGGCAUUGAGUGUUGCUUUGAUCAUAAAAGUUGUCAUGGCAGAACAACAUGUUGUUGGUGGAAGCCAAGGUUGGGAUGAAUCCACAGAUUUUAACUCUUGGGUUUCAGGCCAAAGAUUUAAGGUUGGCGAUCAACUUGUUUUCAAGUACUCUUCAGGAUUGCAUAGUGUGGUUGAAUUAGGCAACGAGAGUGACUACAAGAAUUGUGGCCUUGGCAAUGCAGUGAACUCUAUGAGUAGUGGCAAUGAUGUUGUAAAACUGAACAAACCUGGUACACGUUACUUUGCAUGUGGAACCUUGGGUCAUUGUAGUCAAGGCAUGAAGGUGAAGAUUAAAACGGUGUCUGGGAAUGCACCCUCUUCCCCUUCAUCUUCGUCAUCAUCUUCUUCAUUCUCACAAGGCUUAAUCACUGUUGCACUCUUUGUUUCAUUGUUGAUUGCCUCUCUCCUUCCCCAGUUUUGAUUGAUGGAUAAGUUGGGUUUGCUUGUGUUUCCA
Messenger RNA from Abrus precatorius (Indian licorice), 546 nucleotides. Its product is annotated as mavicyanin-like. The record is from RefSeq and is a predicted model, not a curated record. NCBI's taxonomy places the organism in Eukaryota, Viridiplantae, Streptophyta, Magnoliopsida, Fabales, Fabaceae. Gene Ontology annotation, molecular function: electron transfer activity. Gene Ontology annotation, cellular component: plasma membrane. The transcript has 2 exons. Bases 28 to 513 code for a protein of 161 amino acids.